GCAACCAGAAGCAAAGGGGAACGCUGUCUGUCGUCUUCGCUAGCUUCGACAGACGAGAGAGGUUCUAAAAUGGUUAAGAGUUGUUGUGUGGUCGGCUGCACCAACAACAAAAGCAAAAAUCCUACUCUGUCAUUUUAUAUGAUACCGAGUGAGUGCACGGAACCAGAAAGGCGCCAACUGUGGCUGCAAGCCAUAAACCGAAAGGCAACAUCGAAAUCAGAAAAUCGUCUGACCCCUCUCCACAACAACUUAUGGCACCCAAGAUCUGAUUACACAUAUGUGUGCUCAGCUCAUUUUAUUUCAGGAGCCAAGAAUAAUGACACCACUCACCCGGAUUAUGUACCAUCUAUCUUCCCUCACAAAACAACACCCAGCUCAUCUGGACGUAAGUUAGCCAGAGACGACAGGCUACAACGAAAGUGCAAAAGACUGUUGCCUGCACCUGUCGAGCAGCUGGUGGUGAUGAAGGAUGAGCUGGACCAGUCGGACCCAGAGCUCACCGACAUGAAGGAGGAAGAGGAGGGCGUCACUGCGUUCUCCACUGUGUGCGUGAAAUGUGAAGAAGAUGAAGAGGAGCCUCAGUCAUUACAGCGUCACCAGUCAGCUGCAGCCUCCCUCAGCUCCGACUCAUGGACACCGGCUGCAGGUAUCCAGAAGCUGGUGGUGGUUAAAGAGGAAGAUCUCCAGGACUGGAGCUCCAGUCUGGACCAGCAGGACCCGAAGCUCCUUCACAUGAAGGAGGAACUGGCGGAGCAAGAUGAAAGUCAGCAGGCAGGGCAGCUCAGCGAGUCAGAGGAAGACAUCACCUGGUUUUCAGUCGUUACUGUGAAGAGUGAAGAUGAGGAGGAGGAGCUUCAUCCCAUCCAGACUGAAACUGUAAAAGAGGAAGAGCCCUCAAGCAGCAGCUCUUUCACACAGAUGAAAUCAGAAAGCGAUGGAGAGCACUAUGGAGGAUCAGAUCUGGUCAGCGGUCACAUUCAACCAAACACUGACGAGGAGGAUUCGGACUUCUCUGAGACUGACGUCAGCGAUGAGGACGAUGACUCCGACAGCGGUCCCGACGACGACGAUGCUGAUGCAGAGGCACACACCCGUUGGUUGAGGGCGAUUAAAGAAGAUGAAGGGCCCCUUUUUAAAAUCCUGCGUGGGAGCGCUUUUGCCUGCAGUCAGCACUUCACACCAGGGAAUAAGCAUGUUUCUACCUGUGGAGGAAACAAGACGAAGAAAGGCUCAGUGCCAUCCGGACUCAAGUGGAAUGAAUGGAGAAGAGACGGCAGCACAGAGGAUACAUCCUGUGCAGGUCCAGCACUAAAAGAUCACAACUACACCUGCCAUCUGUCUUCUGAAGAUGCAUCCCAGGCAGGUGCAGUGCUGCAAGAUCACGACUACAUCUACCAUCUGUCUUCUGGCAGCAGCACAGAGGGUGCAUCCCAUGCAGAUGCAGCACCUGAAGACCACGCUUACACCCUCCACCCCUCUGCCGUGUUGCCUGCUCAUGUCCAGCAGGUGGUGAUGAAAGAAGAGAAUCCCCAUGAGGAAUGGAGCUUCGGUGUGGAGCAGCGGCACCCAAAUGUCCUCCACAUAAAAGAGGAACAGGAGGACCCAGAAGAUGCCACAGCUUUCUCCAUUGUGUAUGUAAAAACCGAAGAUGAUGAAGAAGAAUCUGAGUUGUCGCAGCUUCAUCAGUCAGAAUCAUUAUCGCCAUUCACAGCUGACUCCUUGACACCAGCCGCAGGUAUCCAGAAACGGGUGGAGAUUAAAAGAGAAGAUCCCCAUGACUGGAGCGCCAGUAUCGACCAGGAGGAACCAGAGCGCCUUCACAUCAAGGAGGAACCAAAGGAAAGUCAGGAGGCAGAGCAGCCCAGUGACUCGGAGGAUGAUAGCUCGUGGUUCCCCAAUGUUGUUGUAAAGAGUGAAGAUGAAGAAGAAGACACUGAGUCGUCCAUAAAGGUUGAAGAGCCUCUAACCAGCUGUUCCUUCAAACUGAUUAAAACAGAAAGUGAUGGAGAGCAGUGUGAAGGAGCAGACUCUGCCAGGAGUCAUUUUCAGAUUACCACCGAUGGAGAGGAAUCAGACUGCUCUGAGACUGAAGUCAGCGGUGAGGACGACGAGGACGGCGGCCCGGGGUUUUCUCACGCCGUAGCUGUAACUGAAGAUAGUAGCAGAGGUUGGAAAGAGAGCAGGUCAUGUGAGUCAGAUGUUGGAAACUAUUUCAGCUCUUCUGUGUCUCUUCAGAAUCACCUUUCCAACCAUUAUGUUCAGAGCAAAACAGCCGCCCCCACAGGAGAGAAACCUUCAGUUUGCCGUAUUUGUGGCAAGAGGUUUGCGGAAAAGUUGGACCUGAAGAUGCACAUGAACGUGCAUAAGGUAGAUAAAACAUUUGUGUGUGGCGAUUGUGGAAAAACGUUCAGGCAAAGCUCACAUCUGAAGGUACACAUGAGAAUUCAUACGGGAGAGAAACCAUUCAGUUGUAGCUUUUGUGGUCGAGGGUUCACGGAUAAUUCAAACCUUACCUCGCACAUGAGAGUCCACACAGGUGAAAAGCCUUUCAGCUGCGACGUGUGCGGGAAAAAGUUUAAGCUGAAGUCAUUACUGAAAGGACACAUGAGUGUCCACACGGGAGAAAAACAAUUUAGCUGCAGCAAUUGUGGGAAGGAAUUUCCGGUCAAAACAUAUCUGGACUCGCACAUGAAAAUCCACACAGGGGAGCGACCCUUCGACUGCCAGAAGUGUGGGAAAAAAUUCAAACAAAAGUCACAUCUGGAAAAACACAUGAAUGUUCACACCACAGAAAAGCCGUUUUGUUGUGGCGAUUGUGGAAAAAGGUUUAAACAAAAGUCUUACUUGAAAACGCACAUGAGCGUCCACACAGCGGAGAAUCCGUUCGGCUGCGAUGUUUGUGGAAAAACAUUCAAAUAUAAGUCGGAAUUGGAACGACACAUACAAAUCCACACGGGAGAAAAACCAUUCAGCUGUGAUAAUUGUGGUAAAAGAUUUACAAGAAACUCACUAUUGAAACGACACAUGGAAGUCCACACAAGAGAUAAAACGUUUGGCUGUGAGGACUGUGGAAAAAGGUUCAUAAAGAACUCCCAUCUGAAGCGGCACAUGAGUGUCCACGUGGCAGAGAAAGCAUUUGGCUGUGAGAUUUUAAGUAACGAUCUGAACUAGUUUGAGUUUAUAUAUGAGAGAAUAACCUAACUGUGUGACUACAAGCAUGAAAAAUCUUUCAAUUCUUUUUGAAGAAAAACUUUUCUGUAAAAUAUUUGGUGGGAAAAUUCAAAGAAAAUGGAAAACACAUGGAGACACUUUUACUCAGAGUCAAACCUCCCUAACGUCGGUGUUUUGCUGUGCUGACACUUUUAUGGUCAAUUCGAUUUCACAUUUUUUUCUUCAUUCAAAGCUCCCCAUGUUGUAAUGCUGUGAUCUUACAAUAAGGAGAAAACCUUUAGUUGAAAUGAUGUAAAUGAUGUAUUUCUCAACUAAACACUAAACUGCUGUUUUUAUUUUGAUGUGAAGACCAGUCUGAAUUUACAUGUUGCUAUCCAUAAAAGAGACAUUUAGCUUUUUCAUUAUACAUGGUGAAAAGAUUGUAGAGCGGCAGUCUCUCUCUGUCUGGCUCCCUGUUAGACUUAACAGUUACUGAUAUUCAACUCGCUGGAGAAAAGUCUUUAACAUACUGUCUGACAGUAUGGCAGAUGGUGGCGCACAAAGACUUGAAACAAUCAUACUGGAAAAAAACUACAACAAUUCUAACACCAGAGAAACUUCUCCUCUUGGCUCAGAUACUGACCUUGUUGUAUAUAAGCUCACGUGUUCUGCAGUGUGUGAUUGAACCUGUAUUUGUUGUUUACGUAAGUGACUGUACCUGUGUUUGUUUGCUGCCGUCUUGGUCAGGUGACUCUCAGGAAAGUGGUUUCAGUCUGAAUGAGUAGUUUCACUCCUAGAUGAUGAGAGCCGCUUCUCAUCUGCUCACUAAAAACAGCUCAUUCUUUUUUCAAGUUGUGAAGGAUCUAGAGCUUUUUUUUUUGUUAUCUGGCAUCAUAUCAUCAAUGUGGAACCAAGUUCUCCAUCAAAGGUUAAUUUAUCUUUCUGCUCAUCUGUUUGUGAAACUCUUGAGUCACUUUUUCUUUUUUGAAAUAAAAGUUUCAGGACUGUACUCAGCCUGAUUGAACCACUUCCACCAACCUAUUGAUGUGCAAUUUAUCAAUAACCAAAACCUCGUUUUAACAAGACACUUUAUUUUUAUUUAAAAAAAACAAGGAUUUUUUUUCACAUUGCAGAUGUAAAAAAAAUUAACACGGGAACAUGUCUUAUGACAUGAAAUACAAUACAACAUAAAGCUACAUGCAAAAAUAUAUUUAUAUGGAAGUUUUGCGUUAUGUCUUUGGAAAUGGACAAAUACUUUAUGUGAUACGUUUUCUUCAUAUGUUUAAGACUUGAGCUCAGACACAGAAACCCAGUUUAGUGUGCCGAAAAGAUCUAAUCUCUUAUUGGCUGGCCAACACUUAAAAAUAAAUUAUUGACGGACACAAGCACAUUGUAUAGUUGACCAAUAACUGGCUGCUUUAACUUAAAACUUAAAGAACUCAGCUGUUCUUCCCAAAGCAGGAGCUGGACACGGUCAUACGCUUCAAUAAAUGCUCUAGUUGCUGUUUCAUUCUUUCCUUCAUGAGCGACUCAGCCUCAAAGCGCGGACAGCUCAGCUACACUCCAGUGAAACAGCUUUUAAUAAAUAAACCAGAGAUGAAGGAAUACUGAAGUAAUUAGUUACUUUUUAACUGACUCUGUUCAGCUGACCGGUUCACCCACAGGAGUCGCUACAAGAUAAUGUUGCAUGAACUUAAAGGGGCUUCGCUUAACAUGCUGAUUCCCACAUUCUGCAAAAACACAAACGUGUGUGCAUUAGCGUGUAAUUUAAAACUCACCAUUUCUCCUAUAAUGCAGUGAUUGAUAGAAACCGAAUGGAUCUCUGUGUGUUUGUUGCGGUUGUCUCUGUGACGCCAGAAGAAGUCGAAUUAGGGUGUAAAGAGUCUUAAAGGAUAAACGCAGUCAGUGAGACUAAACACUCAGUAAAAUCUCAUGAGGUCCGUAUGAGCCGACUGGAGCGUCACAGCGAAUCACCGAGCAGAACUGACUGCUCAGCUUAUCUUGAAAAUAGUAAUUUCAUUGUUUUACUUUGUACAGGUGGUUCUAAUUGAGAUUUCUUGGGUUUUCAACUUAUUUUUGUCCACCUUGCCUUUGCUGUGGAAGAUUCAGUCUUGUUUGUCUUAAAUGUGUUUGACCUUCAUACAUUUCAAUAAAUGGCAAUGAUCAAUC
Molecule: messenger RNA, 5319 nt
Organism: Salarias fasciatus (jewelled blenny)
Lineage: Eukaryota; Metazoa; Chordata; Actinopteri; Blenniiformes; Blenniidae
Product: zinc finger protein 37-like
Exons: 8
Coding region: 70-3171 (1033 amino acids)
Biological process (GO): regulation of gene expression
Cellular component (GO): nucleus
Source: RefSeq, a predicted model, not a curated record